AUAGAUUCCCCGUUGUCUACUAGCUGGCACUGUCAUCCACGUGCUUUUCAUGGCCGACGUCUUUCGGAGGCUGCCCCUGCUGCUGCUGGUCGUCUUAUUGCUCCUCCUCGUGGUUGUCUUCCACAUGUGCAUCCUCGGCGGCCUUCCGCGACGUGGCCGCAGAAGGAGGUGUGUGAAGAGCAACGACAGAAUGGAGGGCCGGAAGGCGAUCAGUGGGUCCGCAGGGGAGCGCGGUGGGCGGUGGUCCGGGCACAGCCCGUCAAAUAGUCGAAGGCCGUCGGAGCGGACCGGGCACGCGCACCUGCCACUGCACUUGCAACCUCUGCCUGACACGGACGACGAGGAAGGGGACGAUAGACGGUCAGGGACCAUGCCACCGGGAAGCGGAUCCACCCAGGAGUGGGCGACUACAGAGCUGUUUGGAAGCCGCGACGGCGGUAAAGGGCAGUCGUACACCGAGCUCCUUCAGCAGGGGCUCAGCGACACCGAUGGCGAUGGCGGCGUGAAUCUGUCGUUUGGACUCGGCAGGGGGAGGUCGGCAGCCGUCUCUCGAACGGUCGUCGUAAACCCCCAUCCCGACGACGAAGGCGACGACGUGACGGCUGUUCAGCGAUCACCCAGGUCUCCAGCGCCGCUGCGGGAGGCUUCGGGGAACAACAAGGAUCCUCCUAGGCAGCAAUUUCGGUCGUCGUCUGUGUGUGGGGGUGCCUCCGCUCGCCCCCAGUGGAUGCAGUCUCCGUCUCCCCUGUCCGCCAGUUCGAGUGCAGGUCGUCCUCUUGGCGAGUGUAGGGAAACGGCGCCUGGCGUUACUGAUGUUGGUGACGCACGUGACGGAAGGGAGGUGUGGGCAGAACAGCGACAGUUGAUGAGGUCGGUGCGGGAGGAGUCCAUAACUCAUGGGGUGCAGCGAUUGCGUGUUGGGGAAGACGGGCACGACGGCGAGGAAGCAGUGGGGGACGCGCACGACCCCGACUGGAACGACAACGGAGCUGAAGGUGGGGAGGACGACGCAGGCUACAUUUCGCCGUCGAAGCAGGCGGCCGCUAUGGGGGGGAGGGGGGGGAAGACGAAGUCGUGUACUGGUAAUGGUCGUCGGGGCAAAAGGACGGCAGGCAGGGGCAGCGAUGCCGAUGGUGAAGAAGGUCGUCACUUCUGGUCAGUCGACGACAUUAUAGCCCUCAUCCGGGCUAAGCGUGAUCAGGAUGCGCAUUUGCAGGGGAUGGGCCACGCGUACGCUCGGAUGAAGCCGCGAGAAUGGAAGUGGCUGGAUGUGGCGACGAGGUUGAAGAAGGUGGGCGUCGACAGAGAGGCCGAUCGGUGCGGAAAGAAGUGGGACGAUCUGAUGCAGCAGUUCAAGAAGGUUCAUCAUUUCCAAGAAUUGUCCGGGAAACAUGACUUCUUCCAAUUGUCUGGGAAGGACAGGAUGUCGAAGGGCUUCAACUUCAAUAUGGAUCGUGCGGUUUACGAUGAGAUACUGGGGUCGACCGCGAAGAACCACACCAUAAACUCGAAGAACGUCGCGGACACUGGCGCUCAGGGUGGUGUGCGUCUGCCAUCCGCCUCCUCUGCGGAUCCUGAAUCUGUGGGCGACGGGGACGGUGGUGCAGUGCAUGACGACGACGACGACGGGUCCACGAAAGGUUCUUCGCAGACGACGGGUGGCGCAGGCGGUUUCGGCAAGAGGAAGAGCACGAGGCAGCAAACUUUUGAGGCAAUGACGGAGUGCAUGGAGAAGCACGGGCCGUUAAUGGCGUCAAUGAUGGAGAGCAACAGCAAACAUCAUUGCUCCAUCGCCAUACGGCAGUGCGAGGCGCUGGAAGUGGAGAUCGAAGUGCAGAAAAAACACUACGCAGGGUCAGACGAAGUCAGCAAGCUUAUGUGUCACGCCUUGCUGGAGAUAGCGAAGGCCAUCGACAAACGUUAGACUUAGUGUUGCCUCUGUUGUGCUCUCUGUUCGCUUGCAUGGAAUUUCACGGACCGAAAGUGAUAGUCUUUCCGUUGUCGAUGUAGCUUAGCUUAGCCAUCGCCGUCGUGGUCGACGUGCCAUUCCCCCAAUGGCGGUGCUGGGCAAGGAAUUGGGCACUGGUCCGAUUCGGUGGAUGAGUCCUUCAGUGAAAUUUAUUUUCUUUUGUAAAAAUUGUUUUAUUUUUUACAUUGUUCGGCUCGUUUGUUGUUGGAGUCGAUCGUGUGAUGGGACGGAUGAUACCGUCACCUCUGAAUUGUAAUUGGCAUCGAUGAAGUGCAGUAUGCACUUUCCUUUUUUAAAUGACGACAUCGAUUUCGUUAUCUCUCUCUCUCUCUCGUUUCUUUUUGUCUUUGUCGUAAAUGAAAUGCAGAGGUGUAA
Chara braunii is the source of this 2344-nucleotide messenger RNA. Lineage: Eukaryota; Viridiplantae; Streptophyta; Charophyceae; Charales; Characeae. The record is from the annotation of a GenBank genome assembly.